UUGAUUAUACGCGUAAGAUCCUGCCGCUCCCGCUGCCGCUCCGCUGCCCGCAAAAUUCGAGGCCCAGGCCUAAGAUCCUGCCGCUCCCGCUGCCGCUCCCGCUGCCGCUCCCGCUGCCGCUCCCGCUGCCGCUCCCGCUGCUCCCGCUCCCGCUGCCGCUCCCGCUGCCGCUCCCGCUGCCGCUCCCGCUGCCGCUCCCGCUGCCGCUCCCGCUGCCGCUCCCGCUGCCGCUCCCGCGCUCCCGCCGCUCCCGCUGCCGCUCCCGCUGCCGCUGCCGCUGCCGCUCCCGCUGCCGCUGCCGCUCCCGCUCCCGCUGCCGCUCCCGUUCCCGCUCCCGCUGCCGCUCCCGCUCCCGCUCCCGCUGCCGCUCCCGCUGCCGCUCCCGCUGCCGCUCCCGCUGCCGCUCCCGCUGCCGCUCCCGCUGCCGCUCCCGCUGCCGCUCCCGCUGCCGCUCCCGCUGCCGCUCCCGCUGCCGCUCCCGCUGCCGCUCCCGCUGCCGCUCCCGCUGCCGCUCCCGCUGCAUCUCCCGCUGCCGCUCCCGCUGCCGCUCCCGCUGCCGCUCCCGCUGCCGCUCCCGCUGCCGCUCCGCUGCCCGCAAAAUUCGAGGCCGAGGCCUAA
Danaus chrysippus (African queen) is the source of this 618-nucleotide messenger RNA. The record is from the annotation of a GenBank genome assembly. NCBI's taxonomy places the organism in Eukaryota, Metazoa, Arthropoda, Insecta, Lepidoptera, Nymphalidae.